AUGGGCGUCAGUGUGCUCCUGGGUCUCGCCUGGGGCAUCGCGAGCGAUGCAAGCGAUCCAACUGUGGUUCAGGCUUGGCAGGAAGCCUUGGAGACCUGUGCGUCGGAAAUCUGUUCAGCAAACCAGGUGGAGGAAGACGAUGUGGCGGCAAGGCAUUGUCAGCAGAUACCAGUUGCUUCCGAAUUCGGCGGUGCUGGUCGCACGACUAUGUUCGGACGCAACAUUUGGUGCGCCGCAAUGCUGGGCACAGGACUCACGCUGGACCUUUACGCUGGACUUGGAGACACCGCGGCUCUGCUUGCUGACGGACUGCGGCGGCGACCGAGCAGUGCCUCAGACCGUCGCCUGGUGACUUUCGAGCUGAAUUUGGACAGGCUGCUGACCGUGAGGAGCAGGCUUGCAGAAAGCGAUGUUGCGGUGCACGCCCUGGAUCUCCGCAGCCACCGCUGGCAACAAGAGAUGCGCCAAGGGGAUCGGAAGCAAGUGACUGCCUUUCUCAUCCCUGGAAGCACUUCGAGCUACCUGCAGCCAGUAUGCCAACCUGUGGAGGAUUUGGGGUUGGUUCUUCUAGACCCUGAUGUGGAGAUGGGGUACAAGGAGUUCGCAGACGACUGGCGUGUGCUUGAAGCCCAACGUCCCCGAAUGGUCGCCAUCUACAACACUAAUCUACCAGGAGGCGCCGGCUGGGUUCUCAACCGCCUGCUCAUGUCGGGUGACUACGUUGAGGUUGCUCAAGGUUUUAACGAUGGGGGUGCCGGUGAACAGGACGUUUUCCAUCAGCUACGAGCUUGGUCGCUUUUGCUACAUGUGCCGGGUGCCGUUCUGCCUGCCUGGAAACCUGGCGAGGGAGCGUCACCGUCCACAUUGCAGCAGAAGCAGCACAAGAUCGUGCAGCCGGCCCGACCCUUUGAUGAAGAUACCGUUCAGAUGACUGGCCUCGAAGCCAAGGAGUGGAUUCAAGAGCAGCUGGAAAGGGGCUACGAAUGGGGAAACACCACAUUUCGCGCAGUCCGGGGUGGCGAGGUGCUCCGCAUCCAUCGCGGGAUUGGAGAAAUAGUGCCGGUGGAGGUCCAGCGCCCGACAGAUGAACUGCUCGCACCACCCACGCCACAAACCAAUGCUCACCACUGCUUUGCAGAGGCCGACCCGCUGGUCGCGGCGCGCGAGCUCCGCACGCCAUGCUUUCUGAACUGUGAAGGCCCAGACUUCGAUGCUCCAUGGGAUCACUUCCGAAAGCAGGUGCUCCUGCAGGCAGCCAGCAACUUCCCACUGGACCCGGACAUGGUGGCAGAGGCGACUGCCAUCAGUCACCACAUCGUGACAAACGAUGAGAUCCUGAUUCGUGGGAGGUCUCUCUUCAUGGCCCGUUUACGGCAUGAGUACACUCAUGAUGGCCACUUGGAGGGAUUUUGCCUCUUCGGCCUUACUUCGGCAGCUUUCCUCCGAGCUCGGCAGAUGUUGGACAUGGAGCCGCAGAAGUUCGAAGCACAUGGUAAGACCAUCUUUGCGCCAAUAGUCGGCCUCAAUGACAUGGACACGGCUUAUACGCUGGUCAGCGACUCCAACAGCAAAGGUGGCGUCGAGUUUAGCUUCCUUGAGAACACGGGCUGGGCGGUGUCCCUGGAAGACGUCAUCAUAAAUCUGGAAACCCAGAAGGCGGACUUGGGCCAGCCAUUCCGGCGGCACCGAUUUCCCAUGAGCCUCACUCAUCGGCGCGAACCUGUCAGCAUGCCAGGUCGCUGGGAGUCGAGUCACCCCGACUCUUUGCAGCUCCUCUUCCCAAACGCUGCGCCAGUGCGGCUAUGCGGAAUAGGGGACCAUCUAACGGCCACCUUUGAUGCCGUUUUGAUGGUCCAGAGAAGCCUCGAACUUGUUCUGGGGGACCUCCAGAUCCAACGAGAUUUUCUUGGUCGCUUCUGCCCAAAGCACACCGGGCAAGGACAUCAGUGCCGACAGCGCUGUGAGUUGCUCGGGUCGGGUUGUGGUCCACAAGAGGAUGUCGCCGACCCGGUCGCAGAGUGGCUGGAUGGAAUCAUCCAUCCAGAGUCGCUUGACGAGCUUCCUUGGGAUUUGGACGAGAGGCGCCAUUCCCUGGCAGAGGCAAGCGCAAGGGACUCGAGGCUACAGCUGGCAGACCUUGUGGUUUGCUCGCACCCAACGCUGCUGUGCCUCUUCAUGGCAGAGGUCCUUCCGAAGCCGAUGUUCGUACAUGCAUCGUCAACGCUGCUCUAUGGUCUGCAUUGUAAAAAUUGCGAUCGCGACGCAUGGUACACCAAUCUGCGGCACUUUGGCACUUCGCAUUUGGCACAGAGGUAUUUGCAGCUCGCCCGCAACCUCCUUCUCAGCAAUCGGAAUCUGGUCUUUAUGGCAGAGGGGCGCUUUCUGGCCGAGCAGGUCCGACACCAGGUGAGAGUGGAAGUUCCUUGGGUGCCACCGCUCGGGCUCUACACGACGGCAGGGAGUUGGCAGGGCGGCCAGCCUGGGUCGACGCGUCGCGCAGUGGUCCUAAGGUCCCGCUUCUUCGUGUCCCUGAGGGGCGAGCUCUUACGGUCGCUGCUGCGAGAGAUUGUGUCCAUCAAUUUCCCCAGAUACCCCUUGGAGGUGGUCUUCCUCGGCAAGGACAAUCAGUUUGACGAGCAAUGGCUUUCCCUGCAGCAGUUGGCCAGCUUUGAUGCUGCCAUCCUUUGGCCAAAUGACUUGCACCAGCGCACUUUCCACGAGGCCUACCGAAUGGCGAUCCCGUUGCUCAUGCCUGAUUCUGCCAGCCUGUUCCGAGCACAACGGAUGUCGAACUGGGGGUACGCUUCCUACGGGGCAAGCGCAGUUGGGCUUGACGCAGACGGAAGCUCAUCACCAAGGCAUCCAUUUCCACCUUGGUGGAACUCGUUCAAUGCGACGCCAGACGUUAUUGGCUACUGGGUACAGUUUGCGGAUUGGGAGCAGCUGCCGCACAUCCAGCGCUUUGCAACGCUGCCGGGCCUCAUCGUGCAAGCAGUCACGAUGAACCUGCAGCAGAUCAGCAAAAGCAUGUUGGAGCACCACGUUCAGGUUGCCAAGGCGGCUCUGGACCUGGUCUCUGAGAAGCUGGCACUGCUUGGCCGGAGAGACGAGCCAAGAGUAAGCGAAAAGAAGGCAGAGAGCAGGGUGUACGAGAUGCUCGAAGGCCCCAAGGACAUCUCCAUUCCCACCAAAAGCAGAAAUAUCGAAGUUCGCCAAAGUGGAUUUCAGAUUGAUGCGAACGCAUGUGUCAGGGCUCGCAAAGUCUUGGGAGUUCGCAAUGGCUUGGAGCAGCUGUCCGCUGGCUCGCCAUAUCCAUUCCUCAAAGAAGGCUGUGAUCCCGUUGUUGCUUUGCUGCAUUUGGCCUCAACCCGGCUGUGGGCCUUGUCUGGGGGGGCCCUGGCCAUGGGAGAAGUUUUUUCAGAGACGGAGGAGGAGGAGGACGUCUUUUGUAGCCACUUCAUGAAACAGGAGGAGUGUCUUCGGCAUUUGCCGACGGAGGCCGAAGCUCUAAAGAAUUUCUUGAAGGAGCUGCAGAAUGCUCCCGUGCCACAGCCAGGUUCCUUCGAAGGCAGAGGGAUUGUCAUGAGCGGAGGUCCCAUGCACGUGCUACAGGCCCUGGCGAACCUGGAGGUGCUCCGCACGGAGCUCAAGUCCGCCAUGCCCGUGGAGUUCUGGCAUGCUUUUGAGCUGGAACCCAUCCACUGCCAAGCUUUAGCCACGCGCGGUGCCAAAUGCCGGCAGCUUCAGGUACCGGGGGUGUACAGGCAGUUUGAGACCGUUCUCCCGUCCAUCAUGGCAUCCUCUUUCCGGGAAAUUUUGUGGCUUGAUACCGACAUCACGCUGCUGUACAGACCAGAGGAGCUCUUCGAGUCACCUCAAUAUCAAAGUACUGGCGCGCUGUUUUGGCCGGACCACUGGUCCUUCGAUUGCCGGCCGUGGGGGCAAAGUUCGUGGCCGGGUCAUGUGGCCCUGAAGCUGCUGCAAUUGAAGCACAACGCCUCGGACAUGCAGUAUGCCCAAGAGCACGAGACUGGGCACUUCCUGAUCGAUCGGGAGAGACACUGGAAGCCCAUUUGCUUGGCCAACUACAUGGCAUCACGGGAUUUCUUCACGCGCGUGCUCCAUGGAUACAAGGAUGUCUUCCGUUUGGCCUUUCUAAAGCUGAAUGCAUCAAACUGGCUGAGCCCGGUACGUCCCGGACUUGUUGGAGGUUUCUUGCACAACGGGCUUUUCUUCCCGGCAGCUUUGGUGCAGUUUUGGCCGGCUGGAGAUCUUUUCGGAACAGGCCCGCAUGGUCGGCAUAUUCCCUUGUACAUUCAUCAGAAGAAAGUCCCCGGCAACAUUUGGAUGGAUAUUCUGACCUUUGACACACCGAUGGGAAGGUGUAUCUCCUAUCAGCUGACGCCUUUUGACGUGCUGAAGGAGGCGGACAGGACCUUGUGGCAGGUUGGUGAGACGGACCUCCAACUAGCCGAAAGAAUCAGUCGGGCCGGACAGGUGUGGGAUGCUGCAUACAACAUUGCACGAGACCGGCUUCUCCCUUUCUUGUCUCCUGAAUCGCAGGCCAAGUUGGAAGUGAAGCGCAGCAGCAAAGUUACCUCGACAUUCAAAACCUUGGUGGAGAGUUGCCGAUGCGACUAUGAUGACAACAUGAUUCUGCACAUCCUCACUGUUUGGCAGCAGGCUGGGGAUCCCAAGACGCGGCGAUUGCUUGAUAAGGGUACCUGCCAGCCGGUCCUGCAGCCGUUCGACUGGGAGACCUGCCCAAUCGGGUACACUGCCCUGGCCGUCCUCUGCUCACAGCUUCUGCCGGAGCAGGCGGCAACGGCCAAAGACGUUGUCAGCAAGCUCCUGCCUUCUGUCGAAUAUUGCCUGGGAUCCAAAGGAAAAGCACUGUGGCCUUUGGAGCUACAGCAUCUGCAGAUCUUUGCUGGGGAAAGCGGCCGGCGGCAAUAUCCUGGAGUCUUCUCCUUGAAGCCAGAGCAGGUGGCAAAAUUCCCUGCAUCCAUCCAAAGAUGUAUUCCACUGGACACGAACUGUUGGAGUAUUCGAAACGCCUGGCCAGAGCAGCUUCCUGAUGGUACGUUCGUAAGACCGAGUAUGACCAUGGAAGGGUACACAUCGUGCCGAAACUGCUGCGAGCCAGAUAUAGGCAGCAUACUGCGCGACAUUUGUUUUGAUUCCAAAUUUACAGAGGAUCGCUGCUGUGGUCCAAGACCUCACUGA
This is a messenger RNA of Symbiodinium sp. CCMP2592, 5226 nucleotides long. NCBI's taxonomy places the organism in Eukaryota, Dinophyceae, Suessiales, Symbiodiniaceae. The record is from the annotation of a GenBank genome assembly.